AUAGAUAAGCUGGUGCACCACCCUUCCCCCUGUUGCCCCAGAUCGAAACCUUGUCUCAAUUUCACCACAUCGCAGCACUUCUGUAUGUGUAAGCAUAUUGUGCUAGCUUCUUGUUUAGCAUGGUGAUCCCUGGGUGCAGGACAGGCUAGACUGGAAAAGUCAGAGAUACCAUUUCAUCCUUCAGUAACCAAAUAGACCUGAGCGCACUCUGCCUCCUGCUGACAAACCUACCGAUCUUUAGCCUGGAAAGAGAUGUGCUAAGUUCCUUGUUAGGUCUGCAAGAAGAGCACAUGACAUAAAGGAAGAUGGUAUCUCUAACCUCUGGAAAACAGCGUUCUUACAUAGCCACCAUUCCACUGUUACUUGCUGCUGCCUUCAUUGUUGCUGUACACAGUGAUUGUGAUGAGCCACCGCGUUUUCAUUUUGCUGAGCUAAAGGAAGAGUAUAGAAAUCGGAGUAAGUUUGCUGUUAAUAGCACAGUGGAGUACAACUGUCGCUCAGGUUAUACCAAGGUACAGAGGUCCAUUCUUCAUUGCACAUCACAUUCUGAAUGGUCAGACACCGUAGAGUUUUGCAGGGCAAAAUCAUGCCGUCACCCUGGAGAGCCAGAAAAUGGCAGACUUGUUAUUCUAUCAGAUCUCACGUUUGGUGCAACAGUAAACUUCAUCUGUGAAGAGGGGUACAGACUAAUUGGACAUGCAGAAAGAAAAUGUGUGCUUGAAGGAUCACAGGUUACAUGGGACAGAGAUAUUCCAUACUGUCAAGUGAUACCUUGCCUGCCUCCUCCAAAAAUAGAGCACGGGACACAUACUGGGACAACGAUGGAGGAAUUCAACUAUGGGACAUCUGUCACUUACCAGUGUGACACUGUAGAAAGGGGACAGGUUCCUUUCUCACUUAUUGGAGAGCCCUCCAUUCACUGUACAUCCACGGAUAAUGUAAAUGGAGACUGGAGCGGGCCUGCCCCGAAAUGUAAAGUUGUUAGCUGUAAACAGCCAAAAGUUCCCAAUGGAAAACAGAUGACUGGAUAUAGUCUUGUAUACACCUACAGAGCCUCCGUUCUGUUUGAGUGUGAACACCGCUACACCCUCAAAGGCAGUAACAUACUCCUUUGCAAUGAAAAUGGUGAAUGGGAUCCUCAGUCACCAGUUUGUGAGCGAAGUAGCUGUGAUGAUCCACCUUACAUUAGUAAUACUUUUCGAGAUCAUUCUAACAGCAACUUGUUUCCGGCUGAGACUGUAGUGAAAUAUAACUGUGUGGGAGGUUAUGAGUUAAUCCCUGGAAUAUCCUCUGCAAGUGUUACCUGUCAAAAAAAUUUUACAUGGUCUAAACAUCAAGAAUUUUGUCGAAAAAUUAGAUGUCCAUCUCCAGACAUUCGCAAUGGAAGAGUGAGACCUAGAAAAGAACCCUACGUGUAUGAGGACGAGAUUCACAUUGAAUGUGAUCGCGGUUACGCCCUCAAAGGCAAUUAUGGAUUGAUGAAGUGUGAACGUAAUCAUGAAUGGCAUCCUCCAUUACCAAUUUGCGAACCAGCUUGUGAGCCACCUGCACACAUCUCUAAUGGAUGGGACAACCGCGGCUGGAGAAAUGUUUUCCUUGUGGGCUCAACUGUGAGUUACUCCUGUAACCGUGGUUGGUCACUUGUUGGAGUAUCCUCCAUUCGAUGUACAGCUGAUGAUGGGGAAACUCCGCACUGGGAUGCCCCUGUCCCUUAUUGCAAAGAGAUUCCUCGUUGUCCAAACCCAGUGAUUGAAAAUGGAAAACAGAUCUCUACACAUGAAACUGAAUAUACAGUUGGAAACCGUGUUGAAUUUCAAUGUGAAUCUGGCUACAUCCUCGAAGGCAGCAAGUCAAUCGAAUGCCAGACAAAUGGGAAUUGGGAUCCCCCAAUGCCAUCUUGUAUUAAGGUUGGGUGUCCAAAACCAGAUGUGCAAAAUGGAGGAAUGGUCAUUGCAUUAGAUGAAAAAGCGUGGUACAACACGAAUGAAAACAUUACUUUCAAAUGUUUUCCUGGGUACCAAUUUUCAGACCUUUGGUAUCAGUCUACAACAGACAGUUUGACUAUUACAUGUUCAGCUGAUGGCACCUGGUCGGUGUUACCCAAGUGUGAGCAGCAAAUCAAUUCUCCUCUGUGCAACAUGGUUCGCGAAAGUGUAAAGUUACUCCACUGCAGUCUAUCUCUGGCAGAACUGAGAACCCAUCUGGAAGCACAGAAACUGUAUCUGGAGAUUCAGAAACUUAAGCGAGGCCUACAAAAAUACAAGAAAUACUGUAUCCGGCUCAACCACUUGCACUGUGCCGUGAGAACAACACUACAGAGGGGGCUGGGCAGCAUGUGCACCCUCUGCCCAUCCCCUUCCUGGGCCCCUGCAGCGGCAGAGCAUGGAAUCCCACUUCCCCUUGCCUCAUGUGCCUAUGGGUGGCCAUGCCUGGGGUCCGUGUUGCACAGUGCGCAGGUGAGGAGCAGCUGCAGCCCUGCCUGCACUGCACUGUCACCACCAUUCUCUGGGAACUCACCUGGCACCACGAUGUCACUUCCCUCUGGCUGGACCCUGCAGCUCCUGGGGACCCUCAUACUCAUGCAGCUGCCUGGGGGAGCUCUCAGUUAUUGUGUUGAUCCACCUGACAUUCCCAAUGCUGUUCGGAAGACUAAUGUUGGCACAUUGAUUCCAGCCGGGAUGGUGAUUAAAUAUGGCUGCCGCCCAGGUUAUGAGCUGAUCGCUGGAAUUAGGCAAGGGCAUGUUACUUGUCUUCAAAAUUCAACCUGGUCUUCAGCUCUGAACUUUUGUCAGAAAGUUCGUUGUCCAGCUCCAGAUGUUAACAACGGAACACAGACACUGAUGCCUAGACCUGGAGAGGAGACCUAUGCAUUUGGGGACAGUGUUACAAUUGAAUGUGAUUUGGGGUAUGGUAUCAAAGACAAUAUCAAUGGAAAUGCUCAGAUUCACUGCAAACAUGAUGGCACAUGGGAUCCUGCUGUACCAGUUUGUGAACCAGUUUGUUCCCAACCCCCGAACAUCUCCCAUGGCCAGUACAAUGACUGGGGCAAGAGAGUUUUUGUUGUUGGCUCAUCAGUAACUUACAAAUGUGACAGAGGCUUCUCACUUGUUGAAAAAGCCUCCAUUCAGUGUGUCACUGGUGAUGAGGUCACUCCAACCUGGAGUGAGCCUACACCUCAGUGUGAAGAGACUCAGUGUCCAGACCCACAUAUUCAACAUGGAAGCCUGAAAUCUACACUUCCACAUAACUAUACGUACGGAACCAGUGUAACGUUUCAGUGUGAUCCUGGUUACAUCCUUAAGGGUGCUGAUAGGAUUCAAUGCCAAGCUGAUGGCAAGUGGUAUCCGCAGCUACCCGUUUGUGACCUAGUUUGUGCCCAACCCCCGAACAUCUCCCACGGCCAGUACAAUGACUGGGGCAAGAGAGUUUUUUUUGUUGGCUCAUCGGUAACUUACAAAUGUGACAGAGGCUUCUCACUUGUUGGAAAAGCCUCCAUUCAGUGUAUCGCUGGUGAUGAGGUCACUCCAACCUGGAGCGAGCCUACCCCUCGUUGCGAAGAGACUCAGUGUCCAGACCCACGUAUUCAGCAUGGAAGCCUGAAAUCUCCACUUCCACAUAACUAUACGUACAGAACCAGUGUAACGUUUCAGUGUGAUCCUGGUUACAUCCUCAGGGGCUCUGAUAGGAUUCAAUGCCAAGCUGAUGGCAAGUGGUAUCCGCAACUACCCGUUUGUGACUUAGGGAGAUGUUCCUACCCGCCAGUCCUUGCGUAUGCUGACAGAAACGAUCACAGAGAGUUUCUAGUUGGUACUGUAGUGACCUACUCCUGCAGACCAGGUUACACACGCAUCCCUGGAGUAUCUUCUCAUGUCACUUGUUUUACAAAUUUUACCUGGUCUAAAGUCUCAGAACUAUGUCAGAAGACUCGUUGUCCAAAGCCAGUGGUUGAAAAUGGAAAACAGAUCUCUCCAGUGGAAACUGAAUAUACGUAUGGCAACCGUGUUGUGUUUCAAUGUAAUCCUGACUACAUCCUCAGAGGCAGUGAGGGGAUUGUGUGCCGGAGCGAUGGGAUGUGGCACCCUCCAGUACCAUUUUGUGAUAAAACCUGUGGCCGACCUCCAACUCUCAUGAACGGGCUGCACAAUGGUGGGAUGAAGGAAUAUUUCCCCUAUGAAUCACAAGUGACCUAUAGCUGCGGAAACGGUUUAUCACUGAUUGGAGAGUCCUCUAUUUAUUGCACAUCUGAUGGGGUAAAUAUGAUGUGGAGCGGGCCUGCCCCGCAGUGCAAAGUGGUUCGCUGUCCAAGGCCAGAGGUUGAAAAUGGAAGAAUGAUGACUACAAGACAAGCGUUCACGUACGGUGUCACUGUUCGGUUCUCUUGCAAGGAAGGCUACCUGCUCCAUGGCAGUAGAGAGAGUCAGUGUCAGGAUGACAACACCUGGAAUCCUCCUGUGCCAAGUUGUCAGCCAGUUCAGUGUUCAAAGCCAGAUGUGCAGAAUGGAAGAAUGGUCAAUGCAUUAGAUGAGAAAAUGUGGUACAAUGUAAAUGAAAGCAUUACUUUCAAAUGCUCUCCUGGGUACCAUUUUUCAGACCAUUGGUACCUGCCUACAACAGACAGCUUGAGCAUUACUUGCUCAGCCAGCGGCAACUGGACAGCAUUACCCAAAUGUAAAAAGCAAAGCAAUACUGAAGAAUGUGCAGGAGCACGUGAGAGUAAAGAGUUUCUCCUUUGUGAUGUGCCUCUGACAGAACUGAGAACCCUGCUGGAACUGAAGAAACUGUAUCUGGAGAUUCAGAAACUGAAGCGGGAGAUUAACAAAUUGUAAUGAUUAGCUGAAAUCUGUGAUCCUAAUUGUGUUAGGAAAGUGAAAGCAAAUAGAGGAACUAGACUGAACUGUAUGAACUGCAGGUUUAUAUUCAUACAAGCUUCAGACCCUAUGCAGCUGGAAAUUUACAGCAACAACCUUCAGCUUUGCCAUAAUUGCUGCUUACAUUUAGCUUUUAUGCAUUAUAACACAUACAUUCACAGUGGGUGUAUGGGUCUUCUACUGUCUGAUUUACAUUAACCUUAAGGGCAGUGAUGUUCAUAGCUGCCCGUGCACCACUGAAAAUCUAAGGGAUAGCAAAGCAAUCUUCCCUGUCCUCUUGGAUUUAAACUCAGCUCAGCAGACUUUCUUCUUAAUCUGACCAGAUCUAGUUUUGAUUGAUACCAGUAUUAUCACCUGAGGCAUUUUUAUAUCUAAUCACACUCAAGAGUAGAUGGUAGAAAUUUAACUGUAGAGAAACAACCUGCUAAGCCAUUUUCCCACUGAUCAAUAAAUGGACCUGUACCUUUUGAGAUCAAGUAAUUAUUCCUGCAUUCCAGGGCUACAAUAAAAUGCAAUUGUUAUAACUGC
Chelonoidis abingdonii (Abingdon island giant tortoise) is the source of this 5396-nucleotide messenger RNA. RefSeq names its product complement receptor type 1-like. The record is from RefSeq and is a predicted model, not a curated record. Lineage: Eukaryota; Metazoa; Chordata; Testudines; Testudinidae.